AUGAAGAAAUCAACAGAAACCGCAGCAGCAAGUGGAAACAAGAGGAGAAAGAUGAACAACAACAAUAAGGAGCAGGACCCAAUUGGAAGCAGUGAUUUCUCGGAGCUGGAAAUGGACGCAGCGGAGCAACUCAUACAACUGAGCGGAUCAAUAUCAGACAACAAUGACGCUACAGAAGAAAGCGAUGGCAAAACUGUUCAUCAUGGUGAUCAUGAUCAGGUAUGUUCCUCAAAAUACAGAACAACAAGAUUUGCAGAUGAGGUGGAAGAUGAUGAUGGUGAUGACGUACUAGCAAGUUUGGGGCCGAGCAGGAAGAAAGGAAGAUAUCGCUCGAUUUCCGAGCUAUACGAGUUGACGAAGCCUCUUAAUAAUCUUGUUAAUGUUAUAAAUUAUAAGAGGAAAAUGAGGGCAAAUUGA
This is a messenger RNA of Prunus armeniaca (apricot), 417 nucleotides long. Lineage: Eukaryota; Viridiplantae; Streptophyta; Magnoliopsida; Rosales; Rosaceae. The record is from the annotation of a GenBank genome assembly.